Anopheles arabiensis is the source of this 522-nucleotide messenger RNA. RefSeq lists its product as uncharacterized. The coding region runs from base 102 to 365 and encodes 87 amino acids. The record is from RefSeq and is a predicted model, not a curated record. Lineage: Eukaryota; Metazoa; Arthropoda; Insecta; Diptera; Culicidae. The transcript has a single exon.
UACCGACCUGGAGCAUCAGUGUUCGAUUGAACGAUCUUUGCAAGCAACGGUUUUUCAGUUACCUUCUAAAGCUAAAACACAACUCAAACAGUGAAUUCAACAUGAAACUCACGCUCGUUUUCCUGCUGUUCGCGCUGGUGUGUGCCGCGUACGCCCAAACCGAUGCCGCCAAGGACGCGGCAAAGGAUGCUACGGACAAGGUGAAGGAUAAGGCUGCCCUGCCGGAUGCGCCCAAGCUGGACAAGGAUGCAGUGACGACGCCCGAUCCAAAGGACGCCGCCAAGAAGGUGGAAGAUGCGGCCGGCAAGGCGAAAGAUCAGGCCGCCGAAGUGGGCAAGAAGCUGACCGACGCAUUCAAGCUGUAAAGAACGACGUGCGGCAAAGAUAGCUGCAACGAUAACGUGGGAGUUUUAUCGCUUCCCGCGCGCAAUGCGAAACACACUCACAUUUGACACAGUCCAAUAAAAGUGGUGCUUGAGGGCAAAGAAGAAAACAAAAACCAACUUCAUGCCACAGUAAGAA